CAUGAAAAGGCAUGAAGUGUCAAGAAGUCAUCGCACGCGGGUGCCUACCAUCGUGCCGUCGUGGCCACCAACCCACUCGCGACUUUGAGCUUGUGGGAGUGAUCAUGAGUCUCGAGAGGCUGAGAUCAUACCGUCUUGAACUUGAAUCGCAGUAAUUUGCGCGAAAUGGAGCUGCUAUGACCAACAUGCAUCGAUGUCACUCCCAUCCCUCUCGCGAUACGAACACUUUGCGCUAAUAUAUAACAGCAAUCACUCGGAUACAAGCAGACCCUGCAUCGACAAUGGAAGUUCUUUGAAAGCUUCGCAGCCAGUUUCGGUACGACAAGCAAUUGCCUCAUGUCAGAUCCCUGUAUUGAUCGAAUACCCAGCUGCGCUUUACUCCGUCGGUGGAAUCCGCACAACAUUCACGAUCGGUGUUGGAGCCGGUGGCCCCGCCGCCUAUUGGUCGAGUUAUGUAGUCACAUGCAUCUUUGUUAUGAUUACCGCAGCGAUGCUGUCAGAGAUUUGCUCUGCACUUCCUGCAGCCGGCUCCAUCUACUUCUGGGCUGCUGAAGCUGGCGGCAAACGCUAUGGUCGACUAUUCGGCUUUAUUGUGGCCUGGUGGAGCACUACGGCAUGGACUACCUUCAUUGCCACCAAUUGCCAGGCGGCAGCCAAUUUCAUGCUCUCAGAGAUCCAAGUGUUCGGACUGGACUUUCCCACAGACACUGACGACAUCCGCUUUCGUGCUGUCCAGUGGAUCGUGGCAGAGGUCAUUCUGUUUCUCUCGUUGAGCGCGAAUUACCUAAGUCCCAAGUCAUACAGCACCAUCUUCCGUGUCGCAGUUGGUGUCAUUUUGCUCGACUUCUUUUUGAACGUCAUUUGGCUGCCCAUCGCCGUCUCCAAGACGUACGGAUUUCAGGAUGCGACAUAUGUUUUCACACAGACCUACAACAACACUGGUGCUCCUCCCGUGUGGAACUGGAUGCUAAGUUACUUCGUCACAGCAGGAGUUCUGGUUGGAUACGAAGCAUCUGGUCACAUUUCAGAAGAAACCAAAGAUGCAAAUUUGGUAGCCGCACGAGGCAUUUUCACGUCAGCUGCAGCAUCGGCGCUAAUUGGAUUUCCCCUGGUCAUCCUGUUCCUAUUUUGCCUGCCUGAUCUUGACGGACUCAACGCUCUGUACGAACUGAACAUUCCGCAGCCUUUUGUUGCAAUCUACGCCAUGUCUAUGGGCAACGGCCAUGUCUUCAUGAACGUGGUUUGCAUCAUCGGACUUAUGUUCAAUACAACUAUCGCCGGUGUAGCCAGCUCUCGGCUUAUCUGGGCCGUCGCACGAGACGGUGUGCUUCCCUACUCCGGUUGGAUCUCGCAGGUCUCGGACAAGAAAGAGCCCAGAAACGCCGUCAUCGUCAUGCACGUCGUCGCCGGAUUGAUCCUUUGCACCAUUCUCGCCUCUCCUGUGGCUUUCACGUCCCUGGUUAGCGCAGCUGGUGUCCCAACAAUCACCGCGUACGCACUCAUCGCAUUUGGUCGAGUAUUCCUCACACCGAAGAGCUUCACAAAUGCUCGCUGGUCACUCGGCCGCUGGUCUUGGACUGUGAGCUGCAUUGCGCUGGUCUGGAACACAUUCCUUGCUUGUGUGCUCUUCUCGCCUUUGAUUUUCCCUGUGACUGGAGAUACUUUCAACUACUCUCCAGUCAUCUUCGCCGCCAUCACCCUUUUUGGAGUGUUGACCUGGUACUUCACCCCGGAGAGCAAGUGGUUGCCUAGUGCAAGAAUUGGGAAAGUGCUUGACGACGAUCUCGCGGGAAAUACAGCAUGCAUUUGAGCAGUCCUCGCUGCAGCCGCGUAUAUUGCAACAGGAUGCAAUAUUGUAACAGGAUGCAUUGAAGUUACCAAAACUAGGUCUUGAUGUUGCCUCACUGGAUAGAGGGUGUGGGUCUGCGAGCUAGAGGUG
Messenger RNA from Dissoconium aciculare CBS 342.82, 1939 nucleotides. Its product is annotated as amino acid permease. Lineage: Eukaryota; Fungi; Ascomycota; Dothideomycetes; Mycosphaerellales; Dissoconiaceae. The transcript has 5 exons. Gene Ontology annotation, molecular function: transmembrane transporter activity. Gene Ontology annotation, cellular component: membrane. The record is from RefSeq and is a predicted model, not a curated record. Bases 194 to 1810 code for a protein of 538 amino acids. Gene Ontology annotation, biological process: transmembrane transport.